GAUGUUUUUUUAUGUAACAAUUGGGUGACUGUCGGUCCAGUACACUGUGAAGGACCGCGGCACCUAAAGAAAUGAUUAUAGGCUACACGUCAACAGAAGAAAACCUACAUUACAUUUCUUUUCUUUUUUUGACGCUACAAUGUCGCUCCAACCGCAAGUGGAGGACGCACCGGAGGAGAGAAGCGCCUUCUUCAUUGGCGCUGACUCGGACAAUGUCUCGGAAGGGCAGGACCACCAUCAACUUAUACUACAAAAAGCCAAUGCUCUAGCAUCGGAAAACUGUCUAAAAGAAGCCAUUGAUUUGUUUUCAGUGGCUUUGCAGUAUGGCCCUGUGCGACCAGAACAAUUAAGCACCUUCGUGGACUGUAUCCUCCGCAACUUUAAGAGAAAAGCGGCUGUACCAGACUCACUUUCGGGCCGGGGUCGCGAGGCAGGGGAUAGCUGUGUGGACGAUGAUGUGUUUGACUGUCCUAACUGUCAUAGCUUUUUAGGUGAGCCUGUGACCAUAGCCUGUGGUCAUUCGUAUUGUAAAAGAUGUUUACGACGACGGCUGCUCUCCAAAUGUAGGCUGUGCAAUGCACCCGUUAGCGGUGAGGAGAAAGCGAAUAUAAUGCUGUGCGGACUUUUAGAAAAAUGGUUCCCCGACGAGCUGAAAAAGUCUAAAAGGAUAUGUGAAGUGGAUGAGCUAUGUAGAAGAAGAUGCUACCAAGAAGCUGUGUCACUAGCAACCGAUGUUAUUCAAUGUGAUCCAGAGACGACAGCGUUGGCACGACUGUCUCGGGCGGAGGCUUACAUGGCUCUGAAACAGUACCGUCCGGCUUUAAAGGACACAGAACUUAGUCCCUGGUUCAGCUGUUCUGCUGAAGCUUUGUUUAGGAAAGCUAUGGUGCUGCAUGAGAUGGGCCAAGUGGACGAGUCCCUCCAAGUCUUCCUCCACUGUCUGGCUGUGGACGAGGACUUCCCCUGUGCUAAAAGACAAGUGGAAAAGAUCCUGUGUGGCCUGCUCUCCCCCACUGAUGAAAAUGUCAAGGUCGGCCUGAGGGAAACAACACUGAACACGUCGCCUCACUUGCGCAGUAAAAGCCUCGUGGCCGAUGCCCAAGCUGGACCACACAGCCCAGUCCAAAGACAACACCAACACCAGGUCCGCACCGCCUCGGCCCACCACCAUCUGGACAACCAGGAGAAACGCUGGGAAAGCCUGGAGCGGCCUGGUCUGAGCCGAGCUCAUUCGCUACGGAUGCAUGGCUCUAGUUGUGUUGAGGAAGGGCUCAAGAGAGUUUGCUCUGCUCCUCAGCUGGGCGACGAAGACAAGGCCAGCCUGCUGAAGAGGAAGUUGUCGGUGUCAGACACAGAACACUGUGUUGUGGACAAUGGAGGUAGCAAGCUUCAAAAACAAGGUGUGGCAAAAGGCUCCAAACAAAAGGCUGCCAAAGCUAAAACCUGCAGAAGGGUUCCUGAGGAUCUGCUGGACUCCAAUGACUUGGAGUGCUCUCUCUGCAUGAGGUUGUUUUAUGAGCCUGUGACUACACCAUGUGGACACACCUUCUGUAAAAACUGUUUGGAACGCUGCUUGGACCAUAUGCCCCAGUGUCCCCUCUGUAAAGAGAGCCUGAAAGAGUAUCUAGCAUGUAGAAAGUACAUGGUGACAAUCGUCUUGGACACGCUGAUCAAACAGUAUUUGAGUCAGGAAUAUGCAGAGAGGACUAAAACUCACCUGGAGGAGACCCAAGAGCUUUCUAAUCCAACGAAGAAUGUGCCUAUCUUUGUGUGUACCAUGGCCUACCCCACCGUGCCUUGCCCCCUGCAUGUCUUCGAGCCACGUUACCGCCUCAUGAUUCGCCGCUGCAUUGACACAGGCACGCGGCAGUUUGGGAUGUGUAUUAAUGAUCCCCAGAAAGGGUUUGUAGAUUUUGGCUGCAUGCUGACCAUCAGGAGUGUCCAUUUUCUCCCUGACGGACGAUCAGUAGUGGACACCAUUGGAGGAAAACGCUUCCGGGUCCUGUCCCGAGGAAUGAAGGAUGGUUACAGUACUGCUGACAUUGAGCACCUGGGUGAUGCCAGGGUGGAGGACAGUGACGAGCUACAGAGACUACAAGAGCUGCAUGACGCAGUGUAUGAGCAGGCCUGCGUCUGGUUCCAGAACCUCAAGAUCCACUUCCACAACCAGAUCCUGCAGCACUUUGGACCAAUGCCAGAACGUGAAGCUGACAUCCAGGCAACUCCUAAUGGUCCAGCGUGCUGCUGGUGGCUGCUGGCUGUUCUGCCUAUCGACCCACGCUACCAGCUGUCUGUCCUCGCCAUGACCAGCCUCAAAGAACGCCUGGUGAAGAUCCAGCACAUCCUCACAUAUCUGCAGAGCAUCCCCAGCAACUAGAGCUUCUUCUUCUCAUCACCGCAAACAUCCUUUAAACUUUGAAAUGACAUUCAAGCAACCCUGUAACAACAUUUCACCAACUUUUGUUUCUACUGCCAUCUGAUCCUUCAACUUUUCUUUUUACAGCUAAAAGACACCUCGUUUUACAGUUCUUCACAUAAAGCCUACACUAGAUAAAAGCAAAGCUGAAACAUCCUUAAACUGUGGGCAAACCACCUCAGGGAUGCUUUCGCUGAGGCACAUUAUUUGUUUGUGACUGUGGGAAAUUAUUAAAAAAAAAAAAAUAAGACAAAUAUGACAGAAACUAUUCUCAUCUGCCUGCAUUGUUAAUGCUGUUUGAUUUUUAUAAGAACGUCCCUGAAUGCCUGUUGAAAAGAGAAGAGCAGUUGCUACUCCACUUGGUUGAUGCUGACAAAGGCAGCAAUAGAGAGAAGUAUAUCCAACAAUCAAUCUUGAGUAUACCUUCUUUAAAGAGCACUUUGCUGAGCUGAGGUGAAGAGAGUAUUAUAGUUUGUGUUGUAUCGUCUCUGAUGACCAGGGACGGGUGUUUUUUGUUUUGUAUGCUGAUUUGAUUUAUGCUAAUAUGGAGGAGGGGUGAUGUGAUUUGUGGAACAAAAUCCUAAAUGCAGAAAGUCCAAAAAUGUUGAUAGCAAGAUGUGGUUUAAAAGAACCAUUGACAAGAGAUUUGUGCAAAACCAAGUGCAACUAAAGGCUGUCGCAUGUAUACCAAACACUCAUCAAAGUAUUAAUCUUUAUCUUCCAAGAAUCACGUUUUCUUCGUACUCACUUCCCCCAUAUGCCUACAAUGCACAACUUCCAUCGCUGCCUCUUAGUAGUGGCAAAGGACCCUCCUGUUAAAAGAACGAGAUGAUCUGUGUGGUUUUUUUCUGUUUUCCACCUUGAGAUUCUUCCCAGGCUUUUUGUCUGUUCUAACAUCAUGUCAGAGGAACACUUAUGGCCCUGAAAUCUUAAAGGCUUUUCUUUCUCUCACAGUUAACGUUAAGUCGUAUGCACUAUUAAAACAAACAAAAUGUUUGUUUUGUUAUGGACCUUUGGAGAUCCUGGUGGAGUUUGACGAGAAGAAGUAUUAAAGAUAUAGUGGUUCUGUCGAUGUAUUGCUUAUCUCCUCUAAACCAAAAGAUUCAACUACUCAUUACAUUAACUUAACCUGAAUUAAUUUAUAAGUUAGAAUAUAUUUGUACAUUCUGACCAUGUGUUUGUAUGAGAAAUUCUAAAAGGGUCCUGCAAUAUUAUGACAAAUCAAAACGACAAACGCAUAAUGUGUACAACUAAUGGGUUACUUAGCAUUAUUCUUCAUUCAAAGCUGCUCUCUGUCUACUUUGAGGAGAGAGAUGACGGUACCUGCAUUGCUUCAGUCGGGACUGCAUUUGCCUUACGCCAUUUUGCAUUGAUAUUUGAAAACACGGUAUGUUGGUUUGUACCAUUCCUUUCUGCCAUAGCGUGAAGUAUGCUUGAAUUAUUUUUCUUUAAGUUAGAAGGCACUAUUUGUGUAUAAAUUAAUCUCAGAGAAACAAUUCAAGUCAAGUCUGUUGUAUGUAAAUCAUUUGGGGAAAAAAGGCUUUUUGGACAGAUCUAGCUUUUGGUCAAAUGUUAAGUUAUCAAUUUUCAAUAAUAAAAACACUUCUUUUUCAAUUUCA
Molecule: messenger RNA, 4035 nt
Organism: Sander lucioperca (pikeperch)
Lineage: Eukaryota; Metazoa; Chordata; Actinopteri; Perciformes; Percidae
Gene: lonrf1
Product: LON peptidase N-terminal domain and ring finger 1, like
Exons: 12
Coding region: 140-2377 (745 amino acids)
Molecular function (GO): protein binding
Source: RefSeq, a predicted model, not a curated record